UGCAGUUUCCGGUCCCUCGCAUGACCCUUGGUUGUGACGUCACUUCCUAUCCAGCCCCCGGGUCUCGCUUUCCGGCGGGGAAGUGACGCUGUCGCCGGGCGGGGCGGGGGAGCCGCGCUCGGAGCCGGGGACGGAGCCCCAGCCAUGGCCGAGAUCAGCGACCUGGACCGGCAGAUCGAGCAGCUGCGGCGCUGCGAGCUCAUCCGGGAGAGCGAGGUGAAGGCGCUGUGCGCCCGGGCCCGGGAGAUCCUGGUGGUGGAGAGAAACGUGCAGCGCGUGGACUCCCCCGUGACGGUCUGCGGGGACAUCCACGGCCAGUUCUACGACCUCAAGGAGCUGUUCAGGGUCGGAGGUGACGUCCCAGAGACCAAUUACCUCUUUAUGGGUGACUUCGUGGAUCGGGGCUUCUACAGCGUGGAGACCUUCCUGCUGCUGCUGGCGCUCAAGGUGCGCUACCCCGACCGCAUCACCCUGAUCCGGGGCAACCACGAGAGCCGGCAGAUCACGCAGGUGUACGGCUUCUACGACGAGUGUCUGCGCAAGUACGGCUCCGUCACCGUCUGGCGCUACUGCACCGAGAUCUUCGACUACCUCAGCCUGUCGGCCAUCAUCGACGGCAAGAUCUUCUGCGUCCACGGGGGCCUCUCCCCGUCCAUCCAGACGCUGGAUCAGAUCCGCACGAUCGAUCGCAAGCAGGAGGUGCCGCACGACGGGCCCAUGUGUGACCUGCUCUGGUCUGACCCCGAAGACACGACGGGCUGGGGCGUGAGCCCGCGGGGCGCCGGCUACCUCUUCGGCAGCGACGUGGUUGCCCAGUUCAACGCCUCCAACGACAUCGACAUGAUCUGCCGCGCCCACCAGCUGGUCAUGGAGGGGUACAAGUGGCACUUCAACGAGACCGUGCUCACGGUCUGGUCGGCCCCCAACUACUGCUACCGGUGCGGGAAUGUGGCUGCCAUCCUGGAGCUGGACGAGCACCUGCAGAAGGAAUUUAUCAUCUUUGAAGCUGCCCCCCAGGAGACCCGGGGGAUCCCCUCCAAGAAGCCCGUUGCCGACUACUUCCUGUGACCCCCCCCGGACUGAGGCACCCCCUGGCUUCCCCUGCUGGGGGGUUUGGGGGCACUUGGGGAGCUGAACGUGGGGCCGCCCAGAAUCCAGCCCUGCUCUGGGUUGAACUGACUGUUACCUCACUGCCCCCGUCUCCCUCCUGCUCCGUGUUACCCCUCCCCCUCUGCAGCGCCCCCAAAUCGACAGCUGAUUUCUCCAGGCUUCAGUCCCCCGCCUCUUAUUUAAUAUCGGGACCCCUCCCCCUGCAGCCCCGGCCUGGCUGCGGCAGGGCAUCUGCCCUCCCAAACUGGAUCCCACAUAUUGGGGGGGACCCCAACCCAGUCAGACACCCCAGUAUCCUGUGGGUCACCCCACAACUUCAUCUCUCCUGAGGGACCAGUUUCCACACCCACCCCGUCUCUUGGGGGGGGGCUAUUCCUACACCCCCAUUUCUCUCUGGGGAGGGGCCCCUCCUGAUCUGUCUCCUCUUGACCUUUUUAUUUCUUCGGUUUAAUUAUUUUUCCAAUUUUUGCCUUUUUUGUUCAUUUUAGAUUUAAAAAAAAAUUCUAAUAAAAAUGGGAAAAAAACAGAAAAAAAAAUAAAAGGACGUUUGUACAAAG
This is a messenger RNA of Mauremys reevesii (Reeves's turtle), 1667 nucleotides long. It is a transcript of the gene PPP4C, whose product is annotated as protein phosphatase 4 catalytic subunit. Gene Ontology annotation, cellular component: nucleus; cytoplasm. The coding region runs from base 145 to 1068 and encodes 307 amino acids. Gene Ontology annotation, biological process: double-strand break repair via homologous recombination; peptidyl-serine dephosphorylation. Gene Ontology annotation, molecular function: protein serine/threonine phosphatase activity. NCBI's taxonomy places the organism in Eukaryota, Metazoa, Chordata, Testudines, Geoemydidae. The record is from RefSeq and is a predicted model, not a curated record. The transcript has 9 exons.